Molecule: messenger RNA, 966 nt
Organism: Rotaria sp. Silwood1
Lineage: Eukaryota; Metazoa; Rotifera; Eurotatoria; Philodinida; Philodinidae
Source: the annotation of a GenBank genome assembly
AUGGCACUUUCCCGUAGAGGUCGUGAUGCUCUCGCCUAUGUAGGUUGUGAAACAACCAUUGUCAACAGUGGCAUAGCAAUGCGUGCUCGAAUGAUACACGAGCUGAACUGUACCAAACAUCCUAUCCCUUAUGGUACUCGCGCAGAUCACGAAAUCUUGUCGAUUGAUCGUCGUACUCUCAACGAACUGCUAUUAAAUGAAGCUAGUAAACGAUCGAAUAUUACUAUUCAUUUUCAGCACAAGUUUAUCGGUUGGGAUGAGGACCAGAAGAUCGCUAGUUUUCACGAUGCAUCAGGCAAUCGAGUUGACUUUCGUGUCGAUGUCGUGAUCGGCUACGAUGGGUGUCAUUCAGCCGUACGAACAGCAAUGAUGAAAAUUGAUGCAAUUAAUGUCGCUCAAGAAUAUUUUGAAACCUAUUACAUGGAAUUUUGUAUUCCACCUAAAAAUGAUCAGUUUGUUAUGGAACCCAAUUAUCUUCAUAUUUGGCCACGCCAUCAAUUUAUGCUCAUCGCUCUACCGAAUCAAGACAAAUCUUUCACGACAACACUCUUCUCACCAAUUUCGAUCUUUCGAACAUUGGAAACGGCCGAUGAUGUCUUGACGUUUUUUCGUCAAUACUUUCCAGAUGCAGUAUCAUUCAUUGGCGCGAACGAGAUCAUCGAGACAUAUUUCUCAUCGAAGCCUCAACCAUUGAUCUCCACCAAAUGUGAACCGCAUACAACAUACAAUGGUGAUAUGCUUCUCAUGGGUGAUGCUGCUCAUUCAAUGGCACCCUUUUAUGCUCAAGGCAUGAAUUCAGCAUUCGAAGAUUGUCUUGUUCUCUUUGACAAAUUAAAAGAGAAUAAUUUCGAUUUUCCAAAAGCAUUUUCUGCUUACAAUCGUCCAUUACGAAUACAUAAACAAAUUUCAAUUGAAUAUCUUGAUUCUAAUGAAAUGAUUAAUUAUUUCGAUGAUAUAUCAACAUAA